This is a messenger RNA of Globicephala melas (long-finned pilot whale), 318 nucleotides long. RefSeq names its product chromosome 16 C10orf53 homolog (gene C16H10orf53). Lineage: Eukaryota; Metazoa; Chordata; Mammalia; Artiodactyla; Delphinidae. The record is from RefSeq and is a predicted model, not a curated record.
AUGUACUGCCCUGUAACCCCAGCAGGAGGCCCGGCCACGCCCAGGAACGCGUUGGUCAUCAUGCCCUAGGGGCCGUACAGCUCAGUCGGCCUGUCAGUGGAGCACCGCACCUACCGCUUGGAGGGCCUGUUAGCUGUGUUGGCUAAAGAUGGACACCAGGCCAUCCUAGAGAAGAUAGAAGACUGGAAUGUGGUGGAACUCGUGGUGAAUGGAGAAGUUGUCUUCCACUGCAACAUCAAAGACUUGGAGUUUGGAGGCGAUGGUAAACUAGACCCACGGUGCAAAGAGGCCAGGAGAGCUGUACUAAAUGCCUACUGA